AUGGACGCCCGCCGUCGCAGAGGCGCCUCGCCGGCGAGCGGAUCGAAGCGAUCCCGCUCGCCGGACAACGUGGAGGAUGCGUGGCGGCUUUUUUGCAAAAGAUCCGCCGCCGGCAGCCGCCGCGCGGCCUGCAAGUACGACGGCGGGGAGUUCGUGCGCGAGAAGCUCCGCGACUUCACGCGCGGCGGCCGCCGGGUAAUUGUCUCCAUUACACUCCUAUCAAGUCCCUCCGUUGCAAAUCCAUACUAUCAACUAAGCCCGGUGAUCAGGGGGGUACGUGAGCACGCCCUAGCUGCUCGACACGUGUCUAACACCAUCCACUAUUCCGUUAACUUAUCACGGGGGAAGGCGCAUGUGGUCGCGUAUGUCCUCUUCCACCUCCACUGCUCAUUCUCUCUCUCCCCCAAAUCGAAACUGCCCUUCGUCGGAAGCCUCCCCUUCCAAUCGAGGACGCGCAACGUCCGCCCGCGCUCGUCCCCCCUGCAGAGCCACGGCCGAGACGCGCAGCGCUUGGGAGCGGGCGUCGCUGGCCUCCUCUAUGCUCGACUGCGGCAUCUGCCGGCUCCCGCGCGCCGGAGUUGCUGGGCGGCGAGCUGUGGAGCGUCGCGUGCGGCUGCCGGCGGCGGAGCAACGAGGAAGUUGGGAGGAAAAGAGAAGCGCGCCGGCGAGCUCCCCUCCCCCGCCGACGAUUCCUGCAAGCUGCGCCAUGGAGACGAGGUCGGGCGCGGUGGCCCCGUCCAGGUGACGCCGGAGCCCCAGAUGCAGUGCAGCAUGCCGUCGCCGCGUCGCAGUAGCAGGCGCACCAUCCACCACCUGGUGCUGCUGGGGAGCACGGGCCGCCGGGGAGACCGCCGCGGGGAAAAUCGACGGCCGCGCCGCCAUCCAAUCUGGCCGCAGCUCCCCAUCGCCUCUCUUCCAAGCAUCUCUCGUCCGUGCGCCGCCGAUGGGAGGCCUGCCGUCAGCAGCAUCGGCCGCCGCUCCGACGGAUCGCCUACUACGGCCUCUUCGUGCUCUCCCUCCUCGCCUCAUGGGUGCUCCGCGAGGUCGCCGCGUCCCUCCUCCAGUACCAUCCCAUGUUUCUUACAAGUAACUUCUCUAAUAAAUUAUGAAGCUGAUGGUUGUUGAGUUUGCUGAUCACUGUUGCAAUAUGGAGAAACUGCUUUUACUUGCUCAUCAACUCGAUGUAUCUAGUUUUGGUAGUAAUACGGGAGUUUAUCAGACUUUCCAUUCGGAGUAGCACACUCUAAUAGAAUUGCUAAAUUAUUUCAGCAUGUAAUACUGAACUUGGUAUAUACUCUGUUCGUCCAUGGAUUUUCUGGUCCAGAAUUAUCAAUGUUUUGUGAUCUUA
Lolium perenne is the source of this 1348-nucleotide messenger RNA. The record is from RefSeq and is a predicted model, not a curated record. Lineage: Eukaryota; Viridiplantae; Streptophyta; Magnoliopsida; Poales; Poaceae.